This is a messenger RNA of Haliaeetus leucocephalus (bald eagle), 2402 nucleotides long. It is a transcript of the gene CPSF7, whose product is annotated as cleavage and polyadenylation specific factor 7, 59kDa. The transcript has 12 exons. Gene Ontology annotation, molecular function: mRNA binding. Gene Ontology annotation, cellular component: mRNA cleavage and polyadenylation specificity factor complex. The record is from RefSeq and is a predicted model, not a curated record. Lineage: Eukaryota; Metazoa; Chordata; Aves; Accipitriformes; Accipitridae. Bases 110 to 1345 code for a protein of 411 amino acids. Gene Ontology annotation, biological process: mRNA alternative polyadenylation.
UGGUGCCUCGCUGACCCUCUUUCUCCCCCCUCGCCAUGCUGCAGUGCACCUUUGGUCUUCCUGCUUCGUCCCGGUCCCAGCCUGGGCUCCUUCUCCCGUCUCUGGAAAUAUGUCCGAAGGAGUGGAUCUGAUCGACAUCUACGCCGACGAGGAGUUCAACCAGGACUCUGAGUUCAGUAAUGCUGAUCAGAUGGACCUGUACGAUGAUGUGCUAGCAGCCAGCUCACAGCCCCCCGAAAGCCGCACCAGCAGCUCAGAGGCACCCCCGGAGAUCCGCCAGGAGCCGUCCCCCAAGCCCAACAGCAAAUCUCCUGCCAUCCUGUACACGUACAGCGGGUUGCGCAACAAGAGAGCUGCCGUCUAUGUGGGCAGCUUCUCCUGGUGGACGACUGACCAGCAGCUGAUCCAGACCAUCCGCUCGGUUGGUGUCUACGACGUAGUGGAGCUGAAAUUCGCAGAGAACCGAGCCAAUGGCCAGUCGAAAGGGUACGCAGAGGUGGUGGUUGCCUCUGAGAACUCAGUCCACAAACUCCUGGAGCUCCUGCCUGGCAAAAUCCUCAACGGGGACAAGGUGGAGGUGAGGCUGGCAACCCGGCAGAACCUGUCACAGUUCGAGGCGCAGGCUCGCAAACGUGUGCCGCCGAGGGCCCACUCCCGAGACUCCGUGGACUCAGUGGACGGCCGUGCCACGCCGACAGAGAAUGCCUUGCCGCCUGCCCGUGUGGAGAAACCCCCCUCUGUCCUGCCUUUUUUCAACCGCCCCCCCGCUGCCCUGCCCCUCAUGGGGCUGCCCCCGCCGCCGAUUGCCUUCUUCCCCCCACCCAACGCAGCCCUGGGUCCUCCGCCGGACACCUACGGCAAGGCCAUGGCCCCCUACAACCACAGCAGCCGGGAGCUCGGCCCACCACCUCCCCCUGUGAGCGAAGUGGAGUUUGAGGAGAUCAUGAACAGGAACCGGGCGAUCUCCAGCAGCGCCAUUUCCAAGGCAGUGUCCGGCGCCAGCGCAGGCGAUUACAGCGACGCCAUCGAGACCCUCCUCACGGCCAUCGCCGUCAUCAAGCAGUCCCGCGUCGCCAAUGACGAGCGGUGCCGCGUCCUCCUCUCGUCCCUCAAAGACUGUCUGCACGGCAUCGAAGCCAAGUCCUACAGCACGGGCGCCAGCAGCAGCUCCUCCAGGAAAAGACACCGAUCUCGGGAGCGCUCUCCCAGCCGGUCUCGCGAAAGCAGCCGGCGGCACCGGGACCUGCUCCACAGCGAGGAUCGGCACGAGGACUAUUUCCAGGAGCGGAACCGGGAGCACGACCGACAUCGGGACAGGGACAGAGAGAGGGACCGGCACCACUGAGACAGGAGUUUGGCAGUAAGUGGUUUUUAAUGGACUCGUAUCUCCUCACCUCGAUCAGGACUACGUGACGAGGCCGCUCCACCCCCCCGCCCCUUCCCCGCCACCCCCAGCUCUCUCCGGGCGCCCGAGGAAAACCGUGCCGUGCUCCGGCGGGACUCCCACCGACACCUCGUGGCCUUGGGGCCUGAGCCUUUGCCCGCACUCACCGCUACUGCUGCUUCCCCGGGGAGAGACGGGGAGCCGGGGAACGCCUGCGCCUGGGCCACCCUGCUCCACUCCGUGGACUCUCGGACCCAAAGAGAAAUGGUGCUUUUUUUUUUCCAUGGAGGGAGGUUUGUGAGCCCUUUCCUCUCCGGGGGUGGCUGGAGGGGAUGGAGCCCUCCCUGUGGGCGUGAAGCGCGGGGGCUUGGAGGCGCACGGCUCCCGACCCCGUGCCCAGGUUCGCUGGUAUGGGGUCUUCUGCCACGUAUCAUCCUCUCACCUCGUCUGGGGACACUCCUGUCCCCAUCACCCCAGCAGUCCCAGCACAGGCCCCCCCAUCCUGCAGGACACUGUGCCACGCUCCUCCUUUUCCCCCCUCUGAUGGAGGGGAAGCGCAGCCCAUCCCCUCCGCGGGCCUGCUUUUUCCCCUUCGCCCUCUCCGCUCUGUCUGGGAGCGACGUGCUGAGGAAGCGGGGGGCUAGAGCUGGGCCAGGGGUCGCCCCCUCUCUCUGCCCCGAUGUUCCCCACCGGCUCGCCGCAGCGGCAUUGCCAUCCCAAACAGCAGCUCCGGCUGCCGAGCGCCGGCAGGGUCCUGCAUGGAGCCGGCCUCUCCUGCAGCACCUUCCUUGUUUUAGAGGAAGCGGAGGAGGCGGGGCGGGGCGGGGCAGGGCAGGCUGCCACCCCCCCUGCCUUGGGGACUACCUGUCCCCCGCUUGUGCUGGGGGCUCUUCCAGCUGUGUCCCUACGUCCCCCGGCUACCCUUUCCUAACAGGCGGCAUGGUGGUUCCGCGUGUGGUAGCAGCUCGGCUGUGUCGCACAGGCCGGGACGGGGGUGGUGGGUACACGAUGGCGGGGA